GCCAAUCCUGGCACCUGUGCGCCGAGCCACUGCACUGAGGAAGACCCCACUCCGGACGAACACCGGGCUUGAAGCUACGGACACCCAGCCCCUGUGCAGUGGGUUCUCGCCGGCGGUACCUGCAGCCGCCCACUCGGGCCACCGCCACAGCCGCCUGCAGCCGCGGAGCGCUCAGCCCCCCCAAGACGCCCGCUGCGCCCUGGCCCCUGGGGAUCCUCGCCCGGCACAGGCGCGGCCACCGGCAGGGGUUGUUACGGAGUUGGGUGCAGGAUUCGCCUUUCCUGCUCGUCUCUUCUCCGCCCAGGAUUUAUUGUCUGUGGAGCCUUCUGGGGGUGGGGAAGGAGCUGCGCCUCAGCAGCCGCCGCCGCUGCUGCGGCGGUCGCUAGCGCGGCGCUCAGGGCAGGCUGAGGCUGGGGAGUGGACGCGCUCCUGCCUCCCCCGCUAGCCCUUCGGGCUUCCCCUCGGCGGCUUCCUGCGGGAACCUCUCCAGCCGUCCACCUGAAGGGCACCGGCAUCAUGGUCUAACGUGACACCUUCCUGGAUUCCCCUCAGUCUCCUGUUCUUCCUACCUUCUACUCCUUCCCUCCUCUCCUCCUCCUUCGAGGACCCUGGCGCCCACUCCACUGCGGACACCUGAACACUUAAGGAAUAACCGUUGGCAGCUGCACGGCUACGCUCUCCGGAACCUCAUGGGCAGUUUCUCCCGCCGGCGAUGAUGGAGAACCUAAUAAGGGGAAGGAAUCCCCCGCAAUACCAGAGAAGUCCCUGUAAAGAGGUUCGUGCAGCACUUCGGAAGAGGCCUGAAGAGGAGUGAGCCCGCUACAUGAAAAAAAAUGCAAGUCAAAGUGGUCACAACCUAGAAGUCCGCAGAGACAGGAAUAACUAGCAAUGCAGUGCCUGGAGAUGACCACCAAACGGAAAAUCAUCGGCCGUCUGGUGCCGUGCCGAUGUUUCCGAGGUGAAGAAGAAAUCAUUUCAGUUUUAGAUUACUCCCACUGCAGUCUUCAGCAGGUGCCAAAGGAGGUCUUUAACUUCGAACGAACAUUAGAGGAGCUUUAUCUAGAUGCCAAUCAAAUUGAAGAACUACCCAAGCAAUUGUUCAACUGUCAAGCUCUACGAAAACUAAGUAUUCCUGAUAAUGACCUUUCAAAUCUGCCAACCACUAUUGCUAGUUUAGUUAAUCUUAAAGAACUCGACAUCAGUAAAAAUGGUGUACAAGAAUUUCCAGAAAACAUAAAGUGCUGUAAGUGUUUAACAAUUAUUGAAGCCAGUGUCAAUCCCAUUUCUAAACUCCCUGAUGGCUUCACACAGCUCCUAAACCUGACCCAGCUCUACCUGAAUGACGCCUUUCUUGAAUUUCUUCCAGCCAAUUUUGGAAGACUUGUCAAAUUGCGGAUCUUGGAGUUAAGAGAAAAUCACUUGAAAACUCUACCAAACAUCUGAAGAUCCAGAGUGUGCCCCUUGCCCAAUCGCCUGAGACUAUACAGUGACACCUACAACAGAGGAUGUGGAGGGAGCAGCUUUUCGGGCACCAGAAAUGGCAGCAUCAGGAGCAUCAGCACGAAUAGACUUUGUAGAGGUAGUUCUCCCAAACUAUAUUACGAAACCAAACAUUUUUGGUGCGCUACCUGCUGAUGGGGGCUGCCUUCUUACUGCGUAGUAUAUACAAAAUGUUUGGUCGUUGUUAAAGUUUAACAGUGAUAUUUCUAAUAGAGAGAGACCUGGGUUUUUUUUUCCAAGUAUGUUCAGUUGCCAUAACUUUCAAUGAAUAUGAAAUUGUAUCAUCUCAGAAAACAUUAAUACCCAUAUUUUUAUCUAAUUGAUUUCAAUAUUUGUUAUGUUAAGGUGCUGUUGUGUAUAAUUUUUGUAUAUUUUUUAAAUGGAUCAAACUAAGUCAUUUAGAAGUCAGCCUAAUGCAGUAAAUAAGAUAAUUUCUCUAGUUUGUGCAGUUCUUCAGAGACUAAAUAUAAUUGCCUCAUUUUUCUGUCAUACUCCUUGAUGAUGUUCCAUUGUGGACUUAUUUUGCAAAGUUCCCAGAUGGACCAAGUCAAAACAUGAAAUGCUGGUGAUUUAUUUUAUGUAUCCUUUCAUCUUAUGUAAUUUAAUGUGAAACAGUUAUUUUGUAGCUCUAAAAUACAUUUGUUAAUUAACCAUACUGGCUUUUUUGUGCAGUUCAAUGGCUUAUAGCAUUUCAAUUUGCAUACAAAAUGAGUCUCUGUAAUAAUAUUUUUGCUAAAUAAAUAACAUUCAACAUAAUGAGUGCAUUUGCUUUUAACCUUUUAUACACUUAAUUUAAAAGUAGCAUAUAUUUCCUAUUAAUAUUUUGAAAAGCUUGAAAUUCAACAUACAAAGGUCACCAUCUUGCUGAUGCCUAAUGCAGUACAGCAAAUUUAUUCUUCAUCCCAUAUUAACUCCUUUUGGAACAAGGCAAAAUACAAAUAGUUUAUAAUUAUUUUGUUGGAGCUUGAUUAAAUACAGUUCAAAGAUUCUUUUUAUAAAACAAGUAUAAGCAGGAUACAUUGAGCUUACUGGCUUUUCCUAUUGUUUUGCUUCUGUUUCAUUUUACUGUCUAGGAAAUAAACAUAUUUUUUGUAAAACCUAUGUUAUGGAGCUAAAAUGUACUUUCUUGAGUAUUCCUAUUCUGUUUUAUCAAUUUCAAUAAUAUGAAACAUAUAAAAUAUAAAACUGUCUUAGAAUGCAUAGCCCUUUGUAUAAAACAUAUAUCUGAAAGUAAAUGUUGAUUUUUUGUUAAAAUUGUGUAGAUGCUGAUUUUUCCAUGAAUACUUAUGAAGAUCUAUAUGUAAAAAUUUAAGUCUACUUAUUGUGUUUGUACAACCUUCUUUUUAGCUGUGUGUACUAUAUGCUUAUUGACUUCUGUCAUUUUCACAUAUAUUGCAUAUAUCUCUCAAAAACUAAAAGGUAUAUUGCUAUUCUAAAAACACAAAACUUCAAUUCCUGAUAUUGCUUUAGAAUCAGUUAUACUGUCUUAGUGUAGUUUUAUAAUGUCUUCUUAUGAAUUCUCAGUGCCCUUCAAAUGCCACCAAUUUAUUUAGCUUUCCGAAAUUUAUUUUAGAGAUUACUUCAAAAGAGAUUACUUAAAACAUUCUGUAGAAAGUAGCUUUGAAGAUUAAAGAAACAUUGCUGUUUUGACUUUAUGAUGUUCUAAGUAAGAAACUGGACUUUUCAUUAUUAAAGCUUAAAAGUCUUAUACAGCAGCAAUAAAAGUCUACAUCGUGCUCAGACUGUUGGAUAAUUAUUUUGUUGACAUAACCUUACUGCAGUAAACCAUGUUGCCUUUCUGGUCUUGAUAAUGUAUAACUGAAAACUUAUAUGUGUAGCAAAAAGGAAACAUUUCUUAAUGAAAAAAAUUAACCAGUAAAUGGAAUAGCUGUUAUAAAAGCCAAAAUGUUUUAAAACUUAAUCAGCAGAAGUGAUUAUAAAAGGUUAAAAUAAAUACAAUUGAAUAUAAGACGUGAUUUAUUUUUGCCCACUGUCCAUGUUAUAUGUCUUGGUUAGUGCUCCAACAAUCAUAAGUGAUUGUAAAUUCAUUCACAAUACUUAUGUGACUCUAAUCUUUUAUUCUGAGAGGAAUCAUGCAUACCAACUUAAGAAAAUAUUGACUGUGUUUAUUUGUAAAUUUUCAUAGAUUUUCAGCCUCAAUAUACACUUUAAAAAAAGGUAAAAAUGAAUUGUGUUUAUAUGCAUUUAUUGUUAUUGAAAUAAUUUUAUUGAAAAUAUACGCUAUUGAUUAUACAUUCAUGAAUUGUAGGAUAUGCUUAUUAAAUCAGAAUUUAGCUAAACAUAUUCAAUUAAAAAACAACAACAACAAAAGACCCUUUAGAAGAAAGCGGUACAAUAUGUGGUUACCCAUUCCUCAAGAUACAAAUACCAUACAGCCCUUUCCUCCAUAAUAUUAGACUACUCUCAGGAACCUGGGGCAUGAUGUGAACGCUACACUGUAUUACCUUUCAUCAUUUUAUUGGCAUCUCAUGAAGAGGAGUCAGUUGUUAUGCCUUUUAGGAGUGCCUCAGAGAAUAGUAAUACAUAUUUACAUAUUCCUGUAUGUUUCUCAGAAGUUACUGGUUUCUGGAGCUUCAUUAAGAAUUUUUCUACAUGUACUCUACCAGCCUAUUUUUUGUUCAUAUCAAACUUUGCCAAUUAAGCUUCCUGCUAUUUUGUCUUAUCUUUUUAAUCAAAUCAACUUUUCUUGAGCCAAAACUGACAGAUCUAAAUUUUGUCGCCAAAAAUUAUGAUUAUUUUAUCAAUUUUUUAAAGGAAGGAACAUUAGGCAUAGUCAGUUUUAUUUUGUGUCACUUCUUUCUGCCACUAGCAAUUAAUAUAAGUUGAAUAAAGACUGAUGAUCUAUAUUUAUUCAUUGGCAUAAAAAAAACUAUUACCAGGGCAAAAAUAUAGCAUGUGGAGGUCUAGUAUAGUAAAAAUAAUAAUUUCAGAACAAAUGGGUUUAGAACAGCAUAAGAGUGUGGAAACUACAUAUUGCUCAAAUCUCAAUGAGGUAAAAAUCUUGUAUUAAACUAGUAAUUCCUCCAACCCUCACACACGUACAACUUCCUUUGAUUUCAGCUGUGUUUUAUGUAUGUAUACAACAUCUAAAAUCCAAAUUCUUCAUUACCUCUUGUGCUUGGGCAAAUUUUAGAGAAAAUGCAAAUCUUUAAUUCAAUCCAGUUCAAUAAACAUUUAUUGAGGACUGACUGUGUCAAGCACAGGGAUUAACACUAGAGAUGCCCAUACAAAGAGCCCCUGCUGUUCAGCAGCUUAAGGUCUCAUAAGGAAUAGAGACAAGUGAAGCAUUACAUGCAGUACAGCAUAGUACAUAGAAUUAUGGAGAUGUGAUGAAGGCCCAGAAACAGUACAGAGAAGUUCUGUUUCUUAGUCCUAUCUGUAAAGGUGAUUCCAGGUGAAGCCGAAGGAAUCUUUCGAACCAUAAAUCGGAAUUUUAAAAUGGGCAAAGGAGAAUGAGUGUUGCUCACAGAGGAAACCCCAUGUCACAAAGGGUUGAAUAUGUAAAAUAGAAAGCAUGAGGAAGGAGUAACCAUGAGGUAGACAGAGGAAAAACUGUGAAGGGGCUCUUAUGCCAUGAUUGGACUUUAUUUUAUGGGCAAUAGGUUUUGAUGAAAUGGUUUUAAGUAGAGGAAUGACAAGUUAGAUCUGUGAGUGAUGGGAUAAAAUUGGUUACAUAAGAAAUCAUGCUGUCCUUGGUAAGAAGGCAUAAAACAAAGGCCACUCUGGGCCAAGUGUAGUGGUAUACACCUAUAAUCCCAGUGCUUUAAGAGGCCAAGGCAGGAGGAUCACUUGAGUUUAAGAGUUUGAGGCUACAGUAAGCUAUGAUCAUACCGCUGCAAUCCAGCCUGGGCAACAGAACAGGACGCUGUCUCUAAAGCUGCUUGGACAAUUCUUUUUUCAAAAAUCAGCUUUACUGAGAUGUGUGAAGUACAUAACAUAAAACUAAUUCAUUUUAAGUAUACAAUUCAAUUUUUUUUGUAGAUUUACAGAGAAGUGUAAUUAUCACAAUUCAAUUUUGCUCAUUUCUAUUACCCUCUGCCCAAAUCCCUCCUGCUUAUUCACAGUUAAUCCUCAUUCUAAUCUCAUUUCCUACCCUAGCCCCAGGUGACUACUAUACUGCUUUCUGUCUUUAUAAAUUUUCCUUUUCUGAACAUAUAAGUGGAAUUAUUCAUGGAGUCAUCUUUUGUGUCUGGUUCCUUUCACUGAGCAUAAUGCUUUCAAGGUUUCUGCCAGAUUAUCAUUAGACAAAUAAAAUAGACAUAUUUUACUCCUAAAGAGACUAUGAAACUGGGAAAAUAAGACAUGUGAUAAGAAGGUGGUGUGAGCCUAUCAGAGGAGUAGAGGUGGCAAGAGAUUGAGGGACCAAGAUAGUGAGGGCAGGGUGGCAGGAAAAAAGAAUCUGUUGGAGAAGAAGACUCAGAAGUGCACAGUUAUGUGAAAAUAGAAGAAAACGUGUUGGAUAUUUUAGUAAAAUUGGCUGAAGACUAAAGAUUUGAACUGUAUAGCCUCCCUACUUCAGAGAUUUAAAAUAAGUAUUUGUAAAGAUUGGACUUCCCGUUUGUGGUUACCACUGCAUUCUAGAUACUAGAGGUAUCACAAGCUUUGUUAGUUUCUUUGGAGAAGUCACUUCUCCAAAGAAUGCUUACCUUAGAUAAAAAACAAGAAUACACUUAAAUCAUGACAGAUUGACAUCUGCAGUCAAAAUAUAAAAGGGCAAAAGUGCAUCUAGAACAAGCUGUGUUAUCUUUGAAAAGCCAAUGGGGAGCCAACGGGACAUUGUGAUAUUCACAGUGAGAUUGAAAUUACAGCUUUUUUUGAAGAAUGCAAUACUGAUUUAAGGAUACUUGUUCAGAUGAAGAAACAGACUUGUGUAGCAUGAUGAAGCCACUCAAGUCAUAAAAAUUUUUAAAAAGGCUACUGGCAAAUUUUCUGAGUCUAUAUUCAAGAUCCACUCUACUAACUAAGAAUGGCUCCCUUGCUGAUUUGACUGUUACUGUAGGACUGAAGAUAAAGCAAAUUUUGGAGUUCUUUGUGUGAUCUACUAGUUACUAGAAAAAUCACAGGUUUACAGUGCAGCUAAUGGGAUAAACAGACUCUGAUUUUAGGGCAGUGAAGACAUUCUGCAUAAUGGAUAAUGAUGCUAUAUAAAUAAAAGAACAAGCUGUGUGCGAUACAUAUUUACUCUGAUAUAUAUUUAUAUUCAUAAAUAUAUAUUUUAAAGAUGUGUAUGUGCAUAUAUAUAUUUAUAUGUACACAUAAUUGUAUGUAUAGUGUACAUUUGAUGGGUUGGGAGAAAUGUGUAAAAGCAUCUAUAAUCCAUCCAUGAUGGAUACACGUCAUUACACAUCUGUCCCAACCCAUCACAUGUACACCAAGAGUGAACCUUAAUGUAAACUGUGGACUUUGGGUGACUAUGAUAUGUAGAUGUAGUUUGUCAGUUGAAACAGUGUAUCACUCAGGUGGGAAUCACACAGUACAGAAAGCUCUGCAUGUGUUGGGUUGGAGAGUGUAUGAGAAAUCUCUGUGCUUUUCUCUCAAUUUUGCUGUAAACCUAAAACUGCUUUAAAAAAAAAAAAAAAAAACUGCACACUGGACAGAAUAUGCCUGCCUCUUAGUUGUUACUAGGAAGGGACAAACAGAAAAACAAAGAAGCCACUAAGUAGGAAAUCUGAAAAUCUCCAGGCCUAAUGUCAUGACUGGCCUCAGGCCAAGAGCUAUCUGAUGAGUGAAAUUGGAGCCUCAGAAGACAGGACCAACGAUGGUUUCUGAGAGCCUGCUGAAAGGACCCUCUCUCCAGAAGCACAUUUGCAAACCCCUAGGAGUGGGAAGUGGUCCUGCCAAGCACGGUUCCUAUAGGGACACAGUGGUCUGUUGUGGCCUCAAUAUGAAUGAGAGAUUUCUCAGCGCUGGUUAGAAAUACUGCAGAACCACCGGGCAGAAUGGUGCAUGCCUGUAGUCCCAGCUACCUAAGAGGCUGAGGCAGGAGGAUUUCUUGAGCCCAGGAGUUCUAGGCAGUAGUGCGUUAUGCUGAUCAGGUGGCAACACUAAGUUUGGUGUCAAUAUGGUGACCAUCCUGGAGCGAGGGCCCACUAGGUUUCUAAGGAGGGGUGAACCAGCUCAGGUUGGAAACAGAGCAUAUGGUCAAAACUCCCAUACUGAACAGAAAUUCUCGGGAACAAUCCCAGGUUAAGGACUGCAGAUUCAUAUCCUAGGCCACGGAGUCAGGAUCCCUUGCCUUGGUCAAGGUGGACAGGACAAACCUGGAAUCCUGAAGGUUGGUCUUGUUUGCUUCUGUUAAAGUAAUAAGAAGCUAUAAAACUGACUCUAUUCUUUAAAAGAGAGGAGGUUAACUACUAAAGCAAAUGUGUUUUAAUUACAGGAAGUUGGUAUUUCUCUGGCAAAUACUCCGAGACACUGGAGAAGUGUUUGCAUACUCUGAGCAGGGGAGAAAAAGAAGCAAAUUAAAAUGGAUGAGAUAAAAUGGAGAUUUUUGAAUUUUUCCUUCCUCCUUGCCCACUUUGUUCUCUGCCUCCACUUUCUGAGAGAAGAAAAGACAACAGUCACUGUAAGAUGCCCUCAAAUAAAAGUCAAAGGAGGAGAAUUAGUCUGCUUUGUGGACUCCAUGUGGGAGCUGGAGGUGAGGGGACAUCAGGAGCUCUCACUGUAGGAAUUUAGCACUCAGCAAGGGGAUAAUCAGGGCAGAAGAUGGGGUAGAUGUGAUGUCAGGAAAGAGAGUUCCUUGAAUAGGAGAAUAAGGUUUUCCUAGGAGUUUUGGUAUGCUAUGCAGUAGGAUAGAAAAUAUCAAUAAAAACUGCUGUGAGCCAAGUUCAUAGAUCCCUUUCAAUGUUGAAAACAGCCUCAGGACAGAAAUUGCCAUUUGGGAUCUAUGUUUCUCUAAGUAGUCUUUAUGAAAGCAUCAUAGGAAUGAAUUCAAAGGACAGGGAGACCAGUUGCUGUAAUCGGGACAAAAGAAGGAAAGCAUAGUAAUAGGGAUGAAGAAAAGUAAACUGAAUUGAGAGACAUUUUUGGAAAUGAAAUUCAAAUAGUGUAGCUUAUUCUUGACAUAUGUAAG
This is a messenger RNA of Sapajus apella (tufted capuchin), 8593 nucleotides long. RefSeq names its product leucine rich repeat containing 7 (gene LRRC7). Gene Ontology annotation, biological process: neurotransmitter receptor transport postsynaptic membrane to endosome; neurotransmitter receptor transport, endosome to postsynaptic membrane. Gene Ontology annotation, molecular function: protein binding. Gene Ontology annotation, cellular component: adherens junction; postsynaptic density; postsynaptic membrane. Lineage: Eukaryota; Metazoa; Chordata; Mammalia; Primates; Cebidae. Bases 889 to 1443 code for a protein of 184 amino acids. The record is from RefSeq and is a predicted model, not a curated record. The transcript is spliced from 9 exons.